Messenger RNA from Boeremia exigua, 818 nucleotides. RefSeq lists its product as uncharacterized. The transcript has 3 exons. Lineage: Eukaryota; Fungi; Ascomycota; Dothideomycetes; Pleosporales; Didymellaceae. The record is from RefSeq and is a predicted model, not a curated record. The coding region runs from base 96 to 605 and encodes 169 amino acids.
ACACCUUCCCUUUGUAUUCGUCAGCCCAUCUACUAGUCCUUCUUUUCUUUCUUACUCUUUUCGUCUACCUUGACCCCAUUUGUCCUGAUUUGGCAAUGGCUUCCUCCCACAUGCAGCACCUAGUCCAUUUCGCUCAAGCGAUCCUAGUACUAGCUGCUAUGGCACUUACGGUACCGCGCCUGUUUAUGGAUUACGAGUACAAGAAAAAAGAGAACCUCCUUGCUUUGACUGCUGGCGCAAAAUCGCUAGUCAUUAUUGCAUAUCAAAUGUUAACAGAACAUGCAUCACGAUUCAAGAAGUGGCACAGUUAUAAGGCCAAUGUCUGGCUUGGCUGUCUUGAGGUCGUGGUCUGGGCUGCCGUUGCUUUUUUUGUUCUGGACACCAACAUAUCAAGAUGUGCAGGUUUAGACUGCACUUUGAGCUGGACUGUGUUUACACUGUCCGUUAUCCUUUCGGUCUCAGAGGUGUACACAACAGCUAUGGCAGUGCGUAAGCUUCGCGAGUACCGUGCAGGGAGACAGCCUGGAAAGACAGCUGUCCAACUUGAGGACUCCUCGUCUACGUUCUCUUCAAUCCACAUUUAUCCUAAGGCUGGCCCGUACUAGGAAAGUAUCUUUUGUUCACAAUAAAGGCUGUGCUCUGCAGACUAGGGGUGACAGUCCACGUGCCUGAAGAUUUGGAGCUCAUCGCUGAGUCGCCAUUUGGCUGCGAUGAACAUGAGGCGAGAACCCCUUGUUGGGCCGAACAUUUGAGGGAAAGCAUAAACGAUGUUCACAUUAGCUUGACCACUUUCAUACACCUCGCAUUCAUAUUUAGAC